Saccostrea cuccullata (small rock oyster) is the source of this 5530-nucleotide messenger RNA. RefSeq names its product epithelial splicing regulatory protein 1-like. The transcript is spliced from 13 exons. Lineage: Eukaryota; Metazoa; Mollusca; Bivalvia; Ostreida; Ostreidae. The coding region runs from base 211 to 2415 and encodes 734 amino acids. Gene Ontology annotation, molecular function: 3'-5'-RNA exonuclease activity; mRNA binding. Gene Ontology annotation, cellular component: ribonucleoprotein complex. The record is from RefSeq and is a predicted model, not a curated record.
AAACAGUGUGCAAUAUAUAAGAGAAUUUGCGCACGCAGACAAGGCGGUAUUUUCGUUCGAGUGCCACGUAAAUAAGAGAAGACAGGACCAAUAAGAUUGCCCUAGGAUAAAAAGUCCCGCGACGACGCACAUGGGUGAUCGCCGUGACAAAACAUUUCAUUUGCAUUAAAGAGUUCAUAACGCAGGUAUUCUGGACACAGGUAGCACGAUAUGGCUACCUCUCAUUUAGUAGUGACUUUCUGUGCCACUGCUGGCAAGAAUGGGGAAGAUUUAGGUGUGGACGAGGAACAAAUUGUGCUCUUCGUGUAUCUAUUAUUCGACGUACUGAACUGCAAGGUAGUUGCAGUACAGCAACAUUAUGUCAAGCCUCAACCCUCUGAGACCACAGAAACAGUGCUUACAGAAGAAUGUAAGACAGAGACUGGUCUGAAUGAGGAAGCUGUCAAACAUUCUCAGCCUCUAGAACACAUCCUGGAUGAGUUCGACAGAUUUUUGUCUUCCAAGGGAGUUCACCCUGAACACGGAGGGAAAUCUUUCUGUGUGUUAACAGACGGACAGUUACAUCUGCGCCAGUGUCUUCAUCCAGAAACCACAAACAAAAACAUUUCACUGCCCUCCUAUUUUUAUAAGUUUUACGACUUGCGGAAAGAAUUCAAGAAGUUCUACAAAACAGAUAAUAUACCCAAUAUCAAAUCUAUGCUGGACUAUUUAGGAUUACAAGAGGACAACUCUGUGGAAUAUGGAAUUCGACAAUGUCAAGAAAUGGCGAACGUUCUACACAGAUUAAUCAACGAUGGGCACGUGUUUGGGGAACCAGAAAUAAUAAACGAACGUUUAGAACCCGGUAUAUGCAGUAAAUCGGACAUCGUGGAUGACAACCAUGUUGUUCGAGCUCGCGGUCUUCCAUGGCAGUCUUCCGACCAAGAUAUUGCACGAUUCUUCAAAGGAUUAAACAUUGCAAAAGGUGGCGUAGCGCUUUGCUUAAGUCCACAGGGUAGGAGAAAUGGGGAAGCAUUAGUGAGAUUAGAAAAUGAAGAAAAUAGAGAUCUAGCACUGAAAAGACAUAAACAUCAUAUUGGACAGAGAUACAUAGAAGUAUAUAAAGCCACAGGAAAAGAUUUUGUUAACGUUGCUGGUGGUAGUAAUUCAGAAGCGCAAGCAUUUCUUUCAAGAGGGGGACAGGUCAUUAUACGCAUGCGUGGAUUGCCAUUUACAGCCACUGCGCAACAAGUGCUAGAGUUCUUUGCCCGAGAGCCAUCCGUUUCGGUGUUGGAUGGAGAAGAAGGGAUUCUCUUUGUCCACUAUCCUGAUGGAAGAUCCACUGGUGAUGCUUUUGUUCUUCUUGCCUCAGAAGAAGAUGCAGUUUCAGCACUGAAGAAACACAGGGAGAUCAUGGGAACACGCUACAUUGAACUCUUUAAAAGCACUACUGCUGAAGUUCAACAGGUUCUCAACAGAAGCAUGGACCCAAGGAACCCAGAACCCCAGGAAACCCCUCUUCCAGCAAUAAUCACCCAACUUACUCCCCAAAGCCAGCUUCCUUACAUUCCUCAAAGCCUCAUUACAAGCGGUACUCGUCGCGACUGCAUCCGGUUACGCAACAUUCCAGGUGGCGCUCAGGUUACAGAUAUUUUGAACUUCCUGGGCGAAUUCUCUCAGUUUAUAAUCUUCCAGGGUGUUCACAUGGUUUAUACAGCACAGGGAGAGCCUUCAGGUGAAGCAUUUAUACAGAUGGAUUCAGAGGAGUCAGCACAGCUGACAACAAUUAAUAGAAAUAAGAGACACAUGGUGUUUGCCCAAAAGAAAAGAAUUAUUGACGUCAUACAGUGCUCUGGGGAGGAUAUGAAUCUCGUAUUGACUAAUGGUAUUCCCACAACGUCUAUACCUUCACCACCACAAAUACCUUUUAUACAGAGACCCAUUCUUUCACAAGGAUUGACUUCCUUUCCCUCCCCAACUACGCCCACACUCAUUCCAACGUCUUUGCCAUCACUGCAGCCGGCAUCAUUGCCCAUUGCCCACUUGCCACAGCAUCUCCAGACGGCCGCCUUCCCGCCAACCAUGAUGUCUGCCCCCCUUGCAGCAGCUCCAAGACCUGCCUACUUUCCCCAGAUUGUUUACUGGUACCCUAGCCCUCCUAUUUCUCCACAAACCUAUGUCACACAUACAGGGCCUCCCACGCUUGUCGUAUUGAGAGGCCUUCCCAUCAAUGCACAAGUUCAAGACAUUUUGAACUUCUUUCAAGGUUUUCCAGAGGUAACCCCAGAAAACAUUCAGAUUCAGAUUUUACCAGAUGGAAGACUUACAGGGGACGCCUUGAUUUCCUUCAUGACACGGUCGGAAGCAGAGCGUGCAAUAGCUCAGAGAAGCAAACAUACAAUUGGACAGUGUGUUAUAGAGCUGUUUCUAGCCUAAAUUGACAUGGGUAAAGUACGCAGUGUGAAAAAAUUAGUAUGAAAAGAAAGAAAAUCACACAAUGUGUUCAGACAUUCCAGGGUCCAAAUAGAUAUGUUUAUUUUAGUAAUUUUAUGAUGUUUAUUGUAUUAUAAUUGUAAAGAUAUAUAAAUCUGCUAAUCUCUUUUUUUUUUCUUGAAAAGAUCUUGCAUAUUUUAACUUAAAAUAGAUCUGAACACACAUGGCAAAUCUAGCAAUAUUUUAUAUAUAUUACUUCCAGUCAAAUUCUUGCCUGUCUCACUUCUAUUUCCGACUAUUUUGCCAUGUUUGUAUUUUAAGAGUUGUUAGUAGAACAGAUUACUGCAAAAAAAUAUGUUGCUACAUGUAAUUAUUCUUGUUAUUAGUGCUGCGAUAAAUUUAUAUUUUGUUUAAUUUCUUGAAAAGUAAAAAGAAAUAUUUCAAGUAACUAUAUAUUAUUGAUAUGCAUAUAUAAGUGCCUACAUUUGAGUAUUGAGUCAAGUAUUGUUAUACCGUUUUACAAUUUACGAAAUGAUUGUGAAUACGCGUCAUGUUUAUUUUGUUUUUGUUUUUAUUGUUGUUUAUGUUUAUAUCAAAACAUAUCACUCCAUGACAGCCUUUGAUAUUUUGUAUUUUUUAUCCAUGCUUGAAAAUAAGACCCUUUUUAAAGAGAAUUAUCUUGAAGCAAGGGAUUUUAAUGAUAAUUUGUCAUAAGUCAAAACUUUACAAAAAAGAAAUUCUAUAUUCCAAAAUCAACGUAUAACUGUUAUAGUUAUCUAUUUUAUGCAAAAAAAAAAAUUCUAUGCAAUAUCAAGAAAUCAAACAUAAAUUUGAAUGUUCUAGUCAUAUUUUGUUGUUUAGAAUUUAUUACAUGUAAUAUACUAACUGAUAGUAGUAAUUAUAUACUGAGUUUAUAGCAAGCGCAUGAUAAUUUGAUUUUUUGAGGUUGUGAUUAUUAAUUAACGUGUUGUAUAUAAGCCAUGACAGCUAUUUUUAGCCAUAGGGAUUAUGCACUUUUGCUUUGAGAAAAUUAUGAAUACAAAUGUACAUGUAUAGAUAUUACAAUUGUGCAAUAUCUAAAAUAAGAAUCGCUUUAAUUUUUUAAAAAGCUGUUUUAGAUGAUCUUGAUAUCCUUUUCUUACACCAGAAAUUUGAAUCUUAAAUAACUAGAAAAGUUUUUGAGAAACAGUUUUUGAUUUUUGUCUUUUAUUUUUUUUUUCUUUGGUUCUUCUUGAAGAAAGAUUUUUUUGAAUUCAGAUAAAUUAUAAAUAAUUCUAUAGAUAUACAUUAUUUUAAUGUUACCUUGUCUAGAUUUACUGAUAUUUGUUAACAUGAUCAUUCCUACGCAUAAUUGUUGUACAUUUUUGUAAAAAAAAAAAAUAAUAAUAACUGCUGAUGUAUAUGACUCUUCCCACGAUGUUUUGUAGAAUGUUGUAGAUAAGAUUGUAGCAAUGUUAGAUUUAGAACUUUAUAUAUAUACAUUAUAACAUCAAAACUAUAAUUUUCCAUAAAAAAUGGCAAUAAACAACUUAGAAUCGCAGUGGUGGUGGUGCUGUAUUGUUUUGGUGUUGGUGGUGGCUUUUUUGCUUGAAUUUAUUCUCCAUUAUUACGUGGAAUUGCGCAAUACACUCAGUUAUUUUAUGCCAUAGCACUUGUGUGAUUUCAAGAAGAAGGGAACAAGCACUAAUAUCGUAAGAGCAUUUUAUGGUGGCAGUGUAUUUAUACAUAUCAUUUUUUAGAGUUAUUUGCUCUUGAUAUUUUUGUUCGGGAUGGGCGUUUAUUUUUUAAUUGGGGAUUGCACAAGCGAGUGCAAGUACUCACACAAUUUUACCAGGAAUACCUUUGCCAGAGGUUUCAUAUCAUUUUAACACAGACGUAUUUUAGACACGUGUUUAAUUGUGCAAUAAGGAUUAUGGACAAUGUUUUUUAAAAUGGUUGAGGCAUUAAAAUUAGUUGGGUUUUAAGUUUUGGAGGUGUUUUGGUGCACAUUUGCUUUCUGUGAUAUAUUUAUUUUUAAGUUUUUAACACCUUUUUAAAGAUUUUUAUGAAAUAUAUAUUUAUUAAAAACUUAUUUAAAAAAUAUAUGAAAAUAUGUCCAUGUCUUUAUUGACAAUUAAACCGGAAAUGGUAUAAAAUGUGUGGGUAUUGUGCGCAACUUCCCUUUUUGUGAUGUGGAUAUGGUACGGUUGCUCGUGGAGCCGGUGAAGGUGAACUUAGUUUCUCUUUGUGCUAAAACCCCCCAGGAAAACUAAACGGAAUGAAUUUACUCUUGUGGAGUCUUUGGUGCGUCACGGUUAAAAGAAGGUGGUACUUCAGGCUUUUACUAAAGGUGGCCAGUCCUUAUACACGAGUGCUGCAAACCUUAAAAUAUUUAACACGUUAUUAGCUUUGGAAGGCAAGAUGUCAUGCAGUUGCAAAGUGCCAUACCGUUUUUAAUAUAAUCAGAAAUACUCAUAUCAGUUUCCAAAUACUUCUUAAAAAACAGCAUAUCAAACACACUUGUUAAUUUGUCUCAACAAAUUGUCAUCUUGCUGCUGGUUUUAUACCUGUGCAAUACAAACCUCUAGCUGACCUCGAUCUAAUCAGAGUCAAAACGGAGCAUGCGGUGACUAGUCAAUGGAAUAAUGUUGCAUGAUUUUACUAUUUAUUAUUCCUACAUAUCACUUUGUCGUUUGUUUUAUUCACCCAUUUUUUUUUUUCAUAUUUAGAUUGUAGAAAAUGUCUUUUUAAUUAUACAUAUCUUUAUUUUUAACGCGCCAAGCUUACAUUAUCAGGUGACUAGAAAAAAAAUAACUAGUCGGUAUUGCUUAUUCAUCACUGCUCAAUGUGAUGAUGCAAAAUUCACUGAGCAAUGGCCACAACACUUUAUUUGUGUUUUGUAAGCUUGGAAAGUGGUAUGUGUUCAGAAAUAUAUAUAUAUAUAUUUACAUAUUCUAUGGGCAAGUGAAAUAUUCUUGUCCCAAAUGUUAAUGUAUUACGUUGCAUUUACAGUUUUUAUUAUUUUAUGAAAUGUCGCAUUAUUAAGAAUAAAAUAUAGUUAAGUUGAUCAAUGCAUUCUAAUGGUUGCAAUUGGGUGUAGAUCUUGAAAAAUAGAUAACAAAGUAUAAUAAUUACAUCA